Molecule: messenger RNA, 1527 nt
Organism: Protopterus annectens (West African lungfish)
Lineage: Eukaryota; Metazoa; Chordata; Ceratodontiformes; Protopteridae
Product: gastrula zinc finger protein XlCGF26.1-like
Exons: 1
Coding region: 1-1527 (508 amino acids)
Source: RefSeq, a predicted model, not a curated record
AUGCAGACUGGAAAAAAACUCCAUAACCAUGUGAAAAGGAAUGGGUUUAUCAGGAAGGAAGCAGAUCUAGAAACUCAUGGAAGGGAAAAGCCAUGUGACGGUUUUAAAGAAAGUGGCGCAUUCAAGCAGAGUAAUGAUCAGUUUAUUCAUAGCAGGAAAAGGCAAAAGAUCACCAAGGGGCGACACACAGAAACAAUCAACAGCAAAAAAACAUGUAAAGGCGCCAUUCACAACAAGCAUCUUCUAGGUAAAAACAGUUUAGCAGAGCAUCAAAAAAUUCAGGAUAGAUGGGGAAAGAAGAAACCAAUUACAUGUACCAUAUGUGGCAAAUCUUUUACUGAUAAGAGAAGCCUGGUAGCGCAUCAGGUAGUCCAUACUGGGCGAAAACCCUAUAAAUGCGCUACAUGUGAUAAGGAGUUUUCACAUAAGAGAACUUUGAUGCUGCAUGAGAGCAUCCACACUGGACAGAAACCCUAUAAAUGUGACAUAUGUGACAAGAGCUUUACACUGAAAGGGCGCAUGAUAACACAUCAGUAUAUUCACAGUGAACAUAAACCAUACAAGUGCCCUUUUUGUGAUAAGAGUUUUGCACAGAAAAGUAACAUGUUACAACAUCAGCAUGUUCACACAGGUCAGAAACCCUAUAAGUGCACCGUGUGUGACAAAAGCUUUGUGCAGAAAAUAAAUUUGGUAAAACAUAAUUUAGUCCAUAUUGGUCAACAGCCUUAUAAAUGUGCCACACGUGAUAAGAGUUGUACAGACAAGACUAGCAUGGUAAAACAUCAAAAUAUUCAGUGUGUGAUCUCUCAAGCUGUUCAACCUAAACACCUUGAAGAAAUUAAACAAAGGCAGAAACCCUAUAAAUGUAUUACAUGUGAUAAAAGUUUUAGAUACAAAGUCACUAUGUUAAAUCACCAAGGCAUUCAUACAGGGCAGAAGCCAUAUAAAUGUGUCACGUGUGGUAAGGGUUUUACUGAAAAAGCUAGCAUGCAACGACAUCACAAUAUUCAUACUGGCCAGAAUCCCCACAAAUGCAAUAUGUGUGACAAGAGUUUUAGGCACAGAGUCACUCUGUUAAGUCACCAGAGCAUCCACACUGGACAGAAACCAUAUAAAUGUGCCACAUGUGAAAAAAGUUUUACUCGCAAGAGAAAUUUAACAGUGCAUCAGAGUAUCCAUGCUGAAAAGAAACCAUAUAAAUGCGUUACAUGUGACAAAGGUUUUGUAUACAAGAAAACUCUGACUCUGCACCAGAGCAUCCACACUGGACAGAAACCCUAUAAAUGUGACAUAUGUGACAAGAGUUUUACACUGAAAGAACGUAUGAUAACACAUCAGUAUAUUCACACUGAACACAAACCAUACAAGUGUGCUUUUUGUGGUAAGGGUUUUGCACAGAAAGGCAACAUGAUACAACACCAGCAUGUUCACACGGGUCAGAAACCCUAUAAAUGCACCGUGUGUGACAAGAGCUUUGUGCAGAAAAUGAAUUUGGUAAAACAUAAUUUAGUGCAUACUGGUCAAUAA